AUGGCCGCGGAGGCUGCCGGUCGGACUGAUGCGUCGGCCGGUCCUGCAGACUGCACCGAGAUGGAGGAAAGGCAGAAGGAGGGGAUUAUGAAGGCUGAUUUGGAGGCUUCUCUACCUGCUGGACAGGAGGAAUUUGCGAUCCAGUGCCGAGACGUGUGCCGGUCGUACGGAAAACUGAAGGUCCUCAACAACCUCAAUCUGACUGUGCCACAGGGACACAUUUAUGGCCUUUUGGGGCCCAGUGGAUGUGGGAAGACCACGCUUCUGAAAUGCAUCGUGGGAACUUUAAAAAUCUCGCGGGGGCACAUCACCGUUUUAGGGAAGCCACCUGCAUUUCCUGGUCAUGAUGUGCCGGGAAAGAUGGUCGGGUACAUGCCACAGGAGCUGGCGUUGUACAACGAGUUCACCAUCAGUAACACUCUGACCUUCUUCGGCCGAAUCCACGGCCUGACGUCGAAGGAAACCCAGGCGCGCAUGGACUUCCUCAUAGACUUCCUGGAUCUACCUCAGAAGCAAAGUCUGGUCCGAAAUCUCAGUGGAGGUCAGAGGCGCAGGGUGUCUCUCGGAGCGGCUCUGCUUCAGAAUCCAGAGCUGCUCAUCCUGGACGAGCCGACAGUCGGAGUGGAUCCUGUGCUCAGAGCAAAGAUCUGGCAGCAUCUGGUGGAGAUUGUGAAGACGGGGAAAGUCUCGGUCAUCAUCACCACUCACUACAUAGAGGAGGCCAGGCAAGCCAAUGUGGUCGGUCUCAUGAGGAACGGUCGUUUGCUGGCUGAAGGACCUCCAGACGCAGUCAUGAAGCAGCACAGCGCAACAACCUUGGAGCAUGCCUUCCUGCAGCUGUGUGAGACAUCAGACCAGAUCGGCUCCAAACGGGGGUCCAGUCCGCCAGGUGGGCCGCUGGAGAACAGCCAGUCGUUCGAAAGCGGGCGAGAUGAGAGUCAGCCAAUCCUCGCCAUCGGACCAGGAGGUGGAGAUGACAUUCAGAAAUUUUCAGCGGACUGGAAGGUGCGAGCCCGACACUUUCUGCCCAAGUGGAGGAACAUCGCUGCCCUAAUGAUCAAAACAAUGGUGCGGAUGAAAAGAAUGCCCGGCUCGUUGUGUUUCCAGUUCUUGCUGCCCGUCAUCCAGAUCUCUCUCAUCUGUUUGUGCAUUGGAGGAGACCCAAAGGGGAUCCAGGUUGCCGUGGUGAACAACGAGACCUCCUCCUCUGCUUACAGCAAUUUACUGCUGUCCUUCCUGGACAACUCCAGCGUGCACCAGGUGCCGUUGUCCCAUAAGGAGGCUUUUGAUGGGAUCUAUAACGGAGAGUACUGGGGUGUCAUCAGCUUUGGCAAGAACUUCACAAGCUACCUGACGAAAAGGAUGCUCCAGCGGCAGGUUUCAAGAGACAUAGUCGAUGGAGGAUCAGUGCACCUCUGGCUUGACUUCACAAAUCGACAAAUUGCCGUCAUGCUACAGAAGAAACUCCACGAGGCCUUUCAGGCUUUUGUGGACAAAACAUUGGCCAGUAUGUCGUACCUGGUUGCACUGCCAAUAAAGUUUGAAGAGCCGAUCUACGGCAGCCAAAACACAGACUUCACUACGUUUGUGACACCGGGAGCUGUGCUCAGUAUCACCUUCUACCUGGCCGUGGGUCUGACGGCUCUCUCCUUUGUCCUGGAGAGGAAGGAGGGACUUUUGGACAGGUGCUGGGUCGCAGGUGUGAGCUCUCUGGAGACGAUGCUGGCUCACCUUUUCUCUCAGCUGUUUGUCAUCAGCGUUCAGAUCGUCCUGCUGCUCCUCUUCAUACUGCUCGCCUUCAAGAUGCCUAACGAAGGCUCCUUGGUGCUGGUCAUAAUCCUGAUUGUGCUGCAGGGCAUCACUGGCAUCUCGUUUGGUCUCGUCAUCUCAGCCGCAAUCGAUGACGAGCAGAGUGCAAACCAGGCCGCCCUGGGCAUCUUCUACCCAAAUCUCAUCAUCAGCGGUAUCAUCUGGCCUGUGGAGUGUAUCCCGUAUCCUCUCCGCUACGUCAGCCUGGCUCUUCCUCAGACCUACGCCUCCGAAGCCCUCCGCUGUAUCAUGUACAGAGGUUGGGAUCUGUCUCGGAUGAUGGUGUGGCGAGGCUUCGCCGUCACCCUGGGCUGGAACACGUUCUUUCUCAUCCUGGCUACGGUCAUCUUGAAGCUGAGGACGUGACGACCUCGACCCACAGAUCCUCCUUCGGUUUGGAGGACAGAGCUGUCAGGUGUAGUCCAGGAGCCCAAACGACUCACCUGGGUCUCCCGUGUGUGUGUGGACGGAGUGGGGGCAGCAGGAGAGAGUCCUCCAUAUUAUCUGUCUCACACACACACACACACACCAGUCAGCUGCCUGAUCCUGCAACAGUUGCUUUGGCUUGCGUGAGUAAAAUUUCAAAAUGCUGCACGUAGAAAGACGCAAGACAGAAUAUGUACAAUAUAAGAAUAUAUGUAAUAUAAUUAAUAAUUCAUGUUAAAUGAGGUAAGUGUUUAGUUUUACUUCUGUGUGCAGCUUUUUUGAACUUUUCACCCACAGAAUGAACCAUGUACCAACUCAGGGUAGCUUUUUUUGCCCUUUCUCUUCAUGCUAAUGGAGAGAUUUGAUGGCGAAUAUACUGACUUCAGCUGUGGGACAAUGCUUUUGUCCGCAGUGUUCGUCACCUACCUUAUAUUUGCAUUACAGAGUAAAUUGUGUUUAUAUGUGAAAAUGAAUCUCAGCACAAAAAUAAUGUUUUUGUCAACAAGAAAAUGUGAACACUUUUUUUUAUUUUUCACGAUUGCUUUAUAAGCAGAAACAUCAAGGAGAGGACUGUCGUUGCAUUAUGUCGUGGGAACUCAAAACUGGUUUCAAAGUGCAGAUUGCUUCAUAUUGUCCAGGAAACUGUCACCCACUGAGGCGUCCCACAGUAGCAGUGUCUUCUCUAGCUUUUUGAGUCUGUGCUCAGAUUUGCGUGUCCUGACUGGUGUGUGACAGGAAGUGGUUACCCAUCGUUACCAGGUGCUCAGCUGCAAACCGUCUUUCUCAGUUCAGGUUGCUGGCGUUCUCCAUAGCUUGUGUUUUGUGCCUGCGUCUCCAGUGGGAGAAGAAAAUGGUUUGGUUUGGUGAUGGGAAAGCAUCGGUACUGUGUCAUUUUAUUUUUAUUACCCUCCACUUUGCUGGACAGAGUGGAUGUUGUCACACUGAGUCUUUUCACAGUUUCAGAUGCAGUCUGCGUACAUGCAGCAUGUGUUCUGUUUUUUUUCACAGAAAAGUUUCAAACUGCUCAUAUUUUAUACUUUAUGACUGUUCCACCAACAAUAACACAGUAAAAGCACACAGGAGUUAUGCUGUUUUGGAUUCAACAUGUCAUGGUUAUGGAGUUGUUGCGGUGUCUGCACUGUGGGAAAGGAAGGAAAAAUGCAGAAAUUAGGAAUAAUUGCCAAAUCUAGAGCAUGAUGCUGUUAUCGUCAGUGUAAAACAGUGGGAAGCAAAUGACAAAGAGGCUCUUUCCAUGGCAACGGUUCUUGCAUGAAAUGUUAAACUUUUGUUGCAGUUUGGCCUUUUGUUUUGGGGGCCUGAAAACGCAAAC
Molecule: messenger RNA, 3565 nt
Organism: Plectropomus leopardus (leopard coralgrouper)
Lineage: Eukaryota; Metazoa; Chordata; Actinopteri; Perciformes; Serranidae
Gene: abch1
Product: ATP-binding cassette, sub-family H, member 1
Biological process (GO): transmembrane transport
Cellular component (GO): ATP-binding cassette (ABC) transporter complex; membrane
Molecular function (GO): ATP hydrolysis activity; ABC-type transporter activity; ATP binding
Source: RefSeq, a predicted model, not a curated record